Lottia gigantea (owl limpet) is the source of this 2502-nucleotide messenger RNA. RefSeq lists its product as hypothetical. The transcript is spliced from 25 exons. NCBI's taxonomy places the organism in Eukaryota, Metazoa, Mollusca, Gastropoda, Lottiidae. Gene Ontology annotation, biological process: mitotic cell cycle; spindle assembly; cytoplasmic microtubule organization. The record is from RefSeq and is a predicted model, not a curated record. The coding region runs from base 1 to 2502 and encodes 833 amino acids. Gene Ontology annotation, molecular function: microtubule minus-end binding; gamma-tubulin binding. Gene Ontology annotation, cellular component: equatorial microtubule organizing center; centrosome; gamma-tubulin small complex.
AUGGCCUCCUCAUCUGAAUCGACUGAGUCGACGCCCUCAUCACUUCUAAAGCGAUUGUGCUGCCAAGUGACGGGACUGUCUGAUGUCAAUAAAUUUGCACCAGCAGUUGAAGAAGAUGAAUUUCAGGUUUCAGAGAAAAUCAAAAGACAGUUGGUAAGAAAAGGUAGAGAAAAAGAUGCUGCUAUUUUUUCAGAAUUACACAGGAAAUUAAAGGCACAGGGUGUGCUACAUAAUAGAUGGGGAGUGUUAUAUUUAUUAAUGUCAUUAAGUGAUACAGCACCAUCAUCUAAACAGACAUCAUCAUUUAUCAACAGUUCAUUGUUUAGUAAAGGACUACCUGCUUAUGCUACUUCAACACCAUUCCAUGGAGGUACAAGAGGUGGGCGUGACAUGACUUUAACUCACAGUGCCCUGUAUAGUACUGGCAGUAGUGGUAUUAGUAGUAUACACAGUGGACAACAUACUGAUACUACUCCAGUCCCUCAAAGUUUUAUGCCAAGUAAUUUAAAAUCUGCAUUGGUACCCAGAACUCCAGAAUCAGAUGAAGUCAAUGAAAGUGAAUUAUUAAAAGAUUUAAUGUAUGCAUUUCAAGGUAUAGAAGGUAGAUGGAUUAAAUUCAAUACUGUUAAAGAUGGUUAUAGAAUAGAUUCUCAGGCUGGAAUACCUAAAGCAGUUAGACAACUAGUUAGUAAGUUAGCAGAAUGUGGUUGGUUAUACAAUAAAACUAAAACAUAUGUUACAUCAUGGAGUACUGAUAAAGCUUUUGGUUUAGUUGGACAGAGUUUCUGUGCUGCCUUACAUCAAGAAUUAACAGAAUAUUAUAGAUUUAUUACAGUCAUGGAAGCUCAGCUACAACAUGAACAAGAUGCAGGAUUUGAAGACUCUAGUAAUACUGGUCUAACAUUACGUAGAUUGGCUGUCUGGACAUUUGAUCCUCUAGUUAGACUUAAAGUUUUAGCUGCUUUAGUUGAUGCUUGUAAAGGUAAGAAAGGUGGUGCUCUAGCUUCAGCUAUUUACUCUUAUAUACAACAUGGUGAUCCAUUUGUUAGAUCAUUGAUAAAACAUACUUUAACUAUGGUAUUUCAACCAGUCUAUGCUACAUUAGUAAGGUGGAUAUAUGAUGGUGAAUUAGAAGAUACUUAUCAUGAGUUUUUUGUGGCAUCUGAUCCUACAGUGAAUCAUGAUAGAUUAUGGCAUGAUAAAUAUAGUCUACGCAAGACAAUGAUACCAUCUUGUAUCAGUACUGAACAAGCUAGGAGGAUAUUAUUAACUGGUAAAUCUAUAAAUUUCCUACGUCAAGUUUGUCAAGAUAGAACAUCAACUGCUGCUGAAACCAUGUUUACACAAGAUAGUAAUAAUGAUUUUCAAGAUAUGAUAGAUUUAGUUUAUAAAGAAACUAGUCAGAAUCUACUCACAGUCUUACAUACUAAAUAUAAAUUUAUGGAUCAUUUAAAGGCUAUGAGAAGAUAUCUAUUAUUAGGACAAGGAGAUUUUAUAAGACACCUGAUGGACCUACUUGAAGAAGAUCUAGCUAAACCAGCUAGUAAUUUAUAUCUACAUAAUUUAACUGGUAUAUUAGAGAUGGCUAUUAGAGCUACUAAUGCUCAAUAUGAUGAUGCUGAUACUUUAAAAAGACUAGAUGUUAGAUUAUUAGAGGUAUCACCUGGAGAUACUGGUUGGGAUGUAUUUAGUUUAGAUUAUCAUGUUGAUGGACCCAUCAGAACGGUCUUUACACCAGAAAGUAUGAUUCUGUAUCUACAAGUAUUUAAUUUUCUAUGGAGAGCUAAACGUAUGGAAUAUAUAUUGGCUAUGAUCUGGAAAAAUCAAAUAUCUUAUGCUAAAUAUUUAAAACCUAUACCAGAACUAAAUAAAAUCCUUCAUCAAUGUCAUAUAUUAGGAGCUGAAAUGGUACAUUUUAUACAACAAGUACAAUAUUAUAUCAAUUUCGAGGUUAUAGAAUGUUCGUGGGAUAUAUUAUUAACUAAAGUUGCUGAAGCUGAAGAUUUAGAUUAUAUUAUAGCAGCACAUCAAGAAUUUCAAGAUACAGUUAUAGCUAGAUGUUUAUUAGACGACAAAUCUAGAGUAAUAUUAACACAGUUGAGAACAAUAUUUGAUUUAAUCAUACAGUUUCAAACAGCACAAAGUCAAUUCUACCAAUCAGCUGAACAUGAAAUAGCUUGUAGAGAGAAAUUUAAUAAAAUGAAAGAUAAGAGAACAGAAGAGGGUGAAUGGGCUUUAACUGAAGCCGAAUCUGAAGAAGAAAGUAAUAGAAAAGAGGAGUUUCUGAAUACAGUGAUACCUUCAACAUGGGCUCAACUAACAGUUUUAGCUCAGUCUUAUCAGGAUAUGGUACAAGAUUUUCUAGUAAUGUUAACAAGUCAUGCUGAUGUUAAUUUGAGAUUCUUAAGUUUCCGAUUAGACUUUAAUGAAUAUUAUAAAUGUCGUGCUCCAGAUAAACUUCGUAGUCCCUUAAUGUAUCAACGAACUAAACGUGUUCGGUGA